AUACAGAUAUCAUUGUGGAGAAGAAAAAGAGAGGAUGUCCUGCUGUAACACUUCUUAUUAAAACACCUAAAGAAAUAUCUGUGGAUAUAAUCUUGGCUUUGAAAGUACAAAGCAGCUGGCCACUGAGCACCCAGAAAGGCAUGCCCAUUGAAAAUUGGCUUGGAAGAAAAGUAAAGAAAAGCCUAAGACUACAGCCAUUCUACCUGGUACCUAAGCCUGCAAGGGAAGGAAAUGGUUUUCAAGAAGAAACAUGGCGGCUAUCCUUCUCUCACAUUGAAAAGGACAUUUUGAAAAAUCAUGGAAAAGAAAAAACAUGCUGUGAAAGUAAUGGAGUGAAAUGUUACAGGAAACGUUGUUUACAACUAAUGAAAUAUCUUUUAGAAAAAUUGAAAGAAAAGUUUGAAGACCGAAAGGAAUUGGGUAAAUUCUGUUCUUACCACGUGAAAACUGCCUUCUUUCACGUAUGUGCCCAGAACCCAGAUGACAGUCAGUGGCGAGACAACCUGGAGUUCUGCUUUGAUAGAUGUCUGGAAUACUUUCUUCAUUGCCUCAAGUCAGAAAAUCUUGAGAAUUUUUUUAUUCCUAAAGCCAAUCUAUUCUCUCGAGAUAAAAUUGACAGGAUAAGUAAAGAAUUUCUGACAAAAGAAAUUGAAUAUGAAAGAAACAAUAGAUUUCCAAUUUUUGGUGAAUUUUGAAAAUAUAUAAAAAUA
Molecule: messenger RNA, 710 nt
Organism: Myotis brandtii (Brandt's bat)
Lineage: Eukaryota; Metazoa; Chordata; Mammalia; Chiroptera; Vespertilionidae
Product: cyclic GMP-AMP synthase
Exons: 3
Biological process (GO): positive regulation of type I interferon production; activation of innate immune response; paracrine signaling
Cellular component (GO): site of double-strand break; nucleus; cytosol
Molecular function (GO): 2',3'-cyclic GMP-AMP synthase activity; double-stranded DNA binding; chromatin binding
Source: RefSeq, a predicted model, not a curated record